Molecule: messenger RNA, 1113 nt
Organism: Cydia strobilella
Lineage: Eukaryota; Metazoa; Arthropoda; Insecta; Lepidoptera; Tortricidae
Product: prostaglandin reductase 1-like
Exons: 7
Coding region: 18-1088 (356 amino acids)
Biological process (GO): prostaglandin metabolic process
Cellular component (GO): cytoplasm
Molecular function (GO): 15-oxoprostaglandin 13-reductase [NAD(P)+] activity; 2-alkenal reductase [NAD(P)H] activity
Source: RefSeq, a predicted model, not a curated record
UUUAUAAUUGACGGAAAAUGUUGAAGCAAAUGAGCACGUCUACGUUCUUCUGCGCGAAACGCGCAUAUUCGAACGCUGUUGGAAAAAUAAAUGCACGCAAGUAUGUGCUAACAAAAUAUUUCCAAGGGGAGCCAAAAAAGAGCGACUUUAAAAUUGUUGAAGAAGAACUUCCAGAAAUAAAAGAUGGAGAAAUAUUAACGGAAGCAGAAUAUUUAAGUGUUGAUCCUUACAUGCGCGCUUAUAUGAUCGGAUACAAAUUGCCCACUGACAUGAUAGGUGGCCAAGUCGCUAAAAUAAUUGCGAGUCGUAAUGAUCAGUACCCAGUGGGCAAAUACGUGGCUGGUUCAUUUGGAUGGCGCACACAUACCAUUUGCAACCCUAAAUCAUCACCCUACUUAGGAUUUAUGCCUAUCACACUUUUGCCUGAUAUGAGCCCACAUCCAAUUUCGCUUGGCUUAGGAGUAAUUGGAAUGCCAGGUAAUACAGCGUAUUUCGGAGUUAAAGAAAUAUUAUACCCAAAAGCAGGUGAGACCAUUGCCAUUACUGGAGCAGCUGGUGCAGUUGGUUCCCAUGUUGGACAAAUAGGAAAAAUAUUAGGCUGUCGCGUGAUUGGAUUUGCUGGUACAGAUGAAAAAUGCGAAUAUUUACAGGAGUUGGGUUUUGAUCACGCGUUCAAUUACAAAACUGCUAAUAUCAAAACUGCUUUGAGAGAAGGAGCACCAAAUCGCAUAGACUGCUACUUCGAUAAUGUUGGCGGUGAAAUUAGCUCGACAAUUAUGGGUCAUAUGAACAAAUACGGACGCGUGGCAGUUUGUGGUUCUAUAUCAUCGUAUAAUGAUACGGCUUUACCAAAAGUGACUAUACUACAACCAUCAAUCGUGUUUAAAGAACUUAAAGUAGAGGGUUUUUUAGUAAACCGUUGGCUUGAUCGAUGGGACGAAGGAAUCAAAGUUAAUAUGAACUGGCUGCAGGAGGGAAAAAUUAAAUAUCAAGAGAAAGUUUACAAUGGUUUUGAUAACAUGGUUGAAGCGCUGGUUGGAAUAUUGAGAGGAGAAAAUACUGGAAAAGCUGUUGUUAAAGUGAAGUAAUCAAUAUUUUGUUUUAAUAAAAUUU